Messenger RNA from Linum trigynum, 2299 nucleotides. NCBI's taxonomy places the organism in Eukaryota, Viridiplantae, Streptophyta, Magnoliopsida, Malpighiales, Linaceae. The record is from the annotation of a GenBank genome assembly.
UUUAACUCAAUGUUGUAAAAAGCGAACUGGAGUAUGACCCGAUAAUGUGAACGACUCGGUCUUUAGCGGUCCAACCGACAUUAAACCGUUUAACAACCAUCAGAAAACCGGUACCUAAAGAACAAUCAGUAUAAAUAGUGGACACUUCUUAAUCAUGGUAAACCAUGAUUAAAUUAGUAAAUUACACUCUUAAAUCUUAAAAAUUCCAAAACAUGCGAGCGGGGAGCCGAGAGCGGCUAUAGGGAUUGGGGAUAGCGACGGGAAGCGCCGGGAUGGGAGGUGACGACAGAGCGGAGGAGUUGCUACUAGAAGAGGGGACUGGGAGGGAGACUGGUGAUGGCGAGCUGGGAGCUGCUACGCUGACUGGGGAUGGCGACGAUGCCGACGGAAAGCCAGGACGGGAAGUGUUGACGGCGGCAGGGUCUGGUGCUGCUCAUCUCCCUCCGUUCAUGAAGAGUCGAAGACGAAAACUGAAUUAGAGUUAGGGUUUCUUUCCUAACACCACGAUUUUGCCUUUCGUUUUCAAUUUUUUUAUUAAACAGAACAAUCGGAAGGGGAAAACCGAGCAACCGAUUCGAGCGGCUCGAGUGAUUAACCGUCUUGGCCGCUCACCGGCCGCUCCAUAAAACCGUAACGGUUAAAUGACUGGCCCGAACCGGUUUUGCGGCCGGAUGACGGCUUUAGCGAUCCGGCCGACCAGCUCGGUCCGGUGUUAAUAACCCAACUGCUACCAAAAGCGCGUUAACACUGCUCCUUCCAGAGCAGGCUCACUAUCCAGCACCAGAUUGCAGCAAAUACACGACCAUACACUCCCCCUUUCUUCACUUCAACACAGACCGUGCGCUAAAAAUCAUCCCAGUCACGAGGCCACUGUUGCACCUGCCCACUGAAUACAGUGGCAUAGAGUUGCAAUGCAUACUGCCAUUCACAGAAAAGAUGGGUUCGACUCUCCCCUGCAUUAUUGCACAUUGCACAAGCAUCAUCAAUAAUUUUGCCCCACACCUUAAGCUUGUCCCGAGUAGUAAUUUGAUUCGGAAUAACCAGACAAGCCAAGAAACGAUAGCCAGGCAGAAUAAAUUUACUCCAUAUCACUCUCUACCACUGCACAACUGGUUUCCUCCUUCUAAUAGAGAUCCAUAUUUGACUCACGGAGAAUCUGGUGAUAAUCUUGCCCUCCCAUGUUACCUCUCCUGCAGAAUUUUGCUCCAUUCUAUAAUGAAACCACCCUCGCAAUUUUAGCAGGCUGCGCCAAAUACCAGAUCCCGUAGCUGUGAUAGGGAACUCCCAAACAUAGCGCCCUCUCAGUCUAUGUCUCUCAAUCCAUGCCACCCAAAAACUACCACUUCGCAUUAAGAGCAUCCAUAGAAGACGUGUUAUACAAGCCACGUUCCAAGAUUACAAAUCCUUCAAUCCCAUUCCUCCUUUCUUGCGUUAGCAAUAAUCUCCCAAGCCACUUUAGCCUUCCCAGAAUCCUCUCCAAACCAAAGAAAAUCAAAACAGAUAACCAAAGAAAAUCAAAACAGAUCUUUUGGAUUCUGAUAAUAAUCUUCUUCGUGAAAAAAAUAUUCAUCCAUAACUGAAUUAUAAAGUAGAGAACAGACGAUACCAGCUGGAACCGCCCUGCAUAAGCAAGCUUGCUAGCAUGCCAAGACCUGAUUCGAGCAGUAAGUUUAUCCACUAGCACACCACAUUCACGACUAGUAAGUCUUCCAGAAAGCAGUGGAAGCCCCAAAUAACGAACAAGAAGAAUGCUCUCUUUGAAACCAGAAACUCGAACUGCAUUCUUUUUGUAUUGAAUAGCCUGGCCGCCAAAGAAGACAUCUGUCUUGGUCGGAUUACACUUAAGCCCAGACAUACAAUAGAAUUCCUCCAACAGAUUCCUAACAUAACUUAGAGCCCCUCAGUGAAAAUCAAUAGAUCAUCCGCAAAGCAGAGAUACGUUAGAUCUAUUGAUUUACACUGGGGAUGAAGUGGGAUGCGCCAGGACUUAGCUACUUCUCUUUUUGGAAAUGCUUCUCUUUUUCUAUUUUCUCCUUCACUAUAUGUUUGAUUCAAAAACAAACUAGUGUUUCGUGUAACUUUAUAUGUUAUUAUUCAUAUGUUAUAUGAAACUUGAUAUAGUUUAUAAUUAUAUGAACAUUCUAAUGAUUUUUUCCCCUUAGCUAAAUCAAACUAAAGUGUGGUCGAACCAUUAAUUCUCAACCCGCUUGCUCGACCGGACCACGGGACUAAAAGGAUUGACAACCUUGAUAAAAACAACUACACAUAGAAAAGGAAAAAAUGAAUGAUUACCAAUUUU